Arachis stenosperma is the source of this 1440-nucleotide messenger RNA. RefSeq lists its product as uncharacterized. The coding region runs from base 101 to 1384 and encodes 427 amino acids. NCBI's taxonomy places the organism in Eukaryota, Viridiplantae, Streptophyta, Magnoliopsida, Fabales, Fabaceae. The record is from RefSeq and is a predicted model, not a curated record. Gene Ontology annotation, molecular function: protein serine/threonine kinase activity; ATP binding. The transcript has 15 exons. Gene Ontology annotation, biological process: endocytosis; peptidyl-serine phosphorylation; signal transduction. Gene Ontology annotation, cellular component: nucleus; cytoplasm.
AACAAAUAUACUGAGGAGCAGAACUUGUUCAAGCUAGUUUUCAUAGCAAUUUUUAAUUCUUUUGGAGAUAAUUUUUGAGCCUUGGCCAGGUUAUAUUUUCAUGGAGAGAGUCAUCGGAGGGAAGUACAAAAUUGGUCAGAAAAUUGCAAGUGGCUCAUUUGGUGAAAUUCAUAUAGGGUCACAUAUUGAGAAUGCUGAAACUGUUGCAAUUAAGAUGGAGAAUAGGAAAACCAAACAACCACAGCUACUUUAUGAAGCUGAGCUAUAUAAUCUUCUAAAAGGAGGAAGUGGUAUUCCAAGAGUGAAAUGGAGUGGCACUGAUAAAGACAACAAUGUUCUAGUUCUUGACCUUUUAGGACCAAGUCUUGAAGACCUUUUUUACUAUUGUGGCAAGAAAUUUUCAUUAAAAACCGUUUUGAUGUUGGCUGAUCAAAUGCUUACAAGGAUAGAGUAUUUGCAUUCCAAGGGCUUUUUACAUAGAGACAUUAAGCCAGAUAACUUCCUUAUGGGUCUUGGCAAAAAAGCAAAACAGGUUUUUAUGAUUGAUUUUGGACUUGCAAAGAGAUACAGAGACCCUAUCACAAAUAAGCACAUCCCUUGUAGGGAAAACAAACUUUUAAUAGGGACUCCACGUUAUGCUAGUCGCAAUACUCAUUCGGGAUUUGAACAAAGUCGCCGGGAUGAUUUGGAGUCUCUUGGUUAUGUUCUUAUGUACUUUAUAAGAGGACGCCUUCCUUGGCAAGGUCUACAAGCUCCAACAAAUAAACAAAAAUACGACAAAAUUUGUGAAAUGAAGAAAUCAAUUCCAAUUGAUAUACUUUGCAAGUCAUGUCCUGUGCAGUUCGCAUCAUACUUUCGGUAUUGCCAUGCUUUGACAUUUGAUCAACGACCAGAUUAUGGAUUCUUGAAGCGCAUGUUUCGUGAUUUAUUCAAUGCUCAAGGAUAUGAUGAUUUAUUUGACUGGACCAUUCUAAAAUAUCAGCAAAUGCGGCAGACAAAGACGUUAAUUGAAUCAAACCCUCCAAUAAUUGCUGUUCGUAGCAAUCUAAAACCAAAGGAUGGUGACAACCAACAAGGAGUUAGUGAUGUUACCGAAGAUAUUGUGGCAAAACCAUCGGUUAAUACUGAUCAUCCUCAUGUUAUCAUAAACAGCAAGAAAUCUAAUGUUCAGAAAUUUAACGCCAAGGUUCCCAUCCAAAAACAUACAGAGAAGAAUAAUGAUUUAUCUAUUUCCAGCAGUAUGCCCAAAGUGUUGAUAGAAAAUGUUUCAAAACUUAGAAUUCCAGCAGAAGCCUCAAAUCAGGGUUGUGUAUCUGCCAAUAAUAACUAUGGUAACCCAAGAACUUCUGUACCUACGUUACGUAGAACUUUUUCAACAAAUUAAAUUAGUGUGUAAAAAAAAAAAACUAUAAUUUCAACCUGAUGAACUGUGUCAUUUUA